Rhincodon typus (whale shark) is the source of this 840-nucleotide messenger RNA. Its product is annotated as transport and Golgi organization protein 6 homolog. The record is from RefSeq and is a predicted model, not a curated record. The transcript has 3 exons. NCBI's taxonomy places the organism in Eukaryota, Metazoa, Chordata, Chondrichthyes, Orectolobiformes, Rhincodontidae. Gene Ontology annotation, biological process: protein secretion. The coding region runs from base 1 to 825 and encodes 274 amino acids.
AUGCACGUAUCUGUUUUUCAGGGUCUUACAUAUUUAGCAGGAGAGACGGAAGACAGGCUUGCAACAAACCGCACUGAUGGUUUGCUUGAAUGGGAGCAGCGGGAACAACAGUUGGUCACCUUGCAACUCAUUGCUGUAUUAUGCGAGAGAUUUGGUCAUCUCAUCCUCAACAAUACUGUGCACGUCAUUGAAUUUGUCAUUACAACAUUGGAUCGUUGCUGCGUAAACUUGACGCACCGAACUGAGGAGACUGUGGAAGCACAGACACUAAGUAUGGGAAUGGGACUGAUCGCAGCCAUGCUGGGAGGAGCUGUUCAGCUCACCUCAACAGAUUUUGAUGCCAUGAAACCAAUGUUACCCAGACUUGAGCAGAUUGCAGUGUUACAUCCUGAUCCUGUUAUACAAGAGUUGGCAUCAGACUUGCGCAUUACUGUCGCUACCCAUGGAGCAUUCUCCACUGAAACAGUUGCAACAGCUGCACAAAGCACCAUGGGCAACCAAAAUAAACAGGAUGACAAACCAACAAAGUCCAGCCACCCAAAAGAAACUUGUCCAGUGACUGGAAGCCAGCGACAGUCGCCUACUUCCCAUAGUGUUGGUGGGAUGGAGCACGGGAACAUGGCCACCCCUGGCAACUCACCCAGGAACUUCCACCAGAUUCUUCAGAUCGCCUUUGAUCCCGAGGUCCCCACACGAGCAGCUGCUCUAAGGACAAUUAGCCGGAUGGUUCAACAACGUAACCCUGAUGCUCUCAGCAACCAAGAGAAGGUUCUAUCGGUGAGUUUUCUUAUUGUUCUCUUGGGGUUGUUGCAGAUAGUUUUAUAAUUGUAUUGUGAAUGA